Coprinopsis cinerea okayama7#130 is the source of this 702-nucleotide messenger RNA. RefSeq lists its product as hypothetical. The record is from RefSeq and is a predicted model, not a curated record. The transcript has 2 exons. NCBI's taxonomy places the organism in Eukaryota, Fungi, Basidiomycota, Agaricomycetes, Agaricales, Psathyrellaceae. The coding region runs from base 1 to 702 and encodes 233 amino acids.
AUGUCCCAGUUUCACCUUCAAGAAUCAGCGCCGGAUACGACGCCAAAAGUUAAAGAACAACCUCGCAAGAACGCAAUUCCUGUACCAUUCAGUUAUUAUCCCAGUGACGAUGGAACAGAUCACAAUUUGUUGAUUCUUCUACACGGACUUGGUGCUUUCCAGUGGUAUAAAUCCUUCGACCAACUGGGCGACAUGAUCGAGAACCCAAACCCAACGCCUGCUCUCGAGUUGAUGAAGAAAGUCAUCGAUCACCUCGUCCAGGACUUGCAUUGGUCCCUGAACCAAAUCCACCUGUUUGGUUUUGCUCAGGGAGGGAGUGUCGCUGCUGAAUACGCUCUCUUGAGAUGGAGAGAACAGCUACGAGGACAGGAAGCAGGAGCCAGCCCUCCCGCAACGUCCUUUGGCUCGUUAGUAACGGUAUCAGGGUCUCUGAUAUCCUAUCCGACGAUCGCGAACCUAUCUCCAACACCGACCUUGGUCGUAUACCGCUCUGCACCGGCUGAAGACGCCCUCCAACCUACUGCCGUUAGAGCGUUCAAGAAAGGCUUCCAAUCCGUCUCUGAAGCCAAACUAGGAGGUAAUCGUUCCGGAAUGCCAGCUUCGAAGGAAGAGUGGGAGCCAAUCAUGAAGUUUUGGAGUGAGAAGUUAUCGAGAAGGAAGAUGGAUGGCUUGUACGAGGUGAUGAGUGGAAUGUCGACUUGA